AUGGAGAUGGAUUCUGAGAUAUGGUGCAGGCUACCAGAAGAAUUACUCAUAAUCGUUUUAGCCAAGCUGCCCACUUUGGUGACUGCGAAGUUCAGGGCAGUUUGUAAACAAUGGAAAUUUCUUCUCUCUCCAUCACAGUGCUUCCAAAGGAUAAUACAAUUUGUAUAUCCCUGUUCUACCCCUGCGUUUCUUAUUGGCCGCCUGCAUCCUUCACAUUGGAUAAAUUCUCUCAAUAACAAUCUAUAUCUACUUCAACCAGCACUUAAUUCCCACGUAUAUAAACUCUCCUUAGAAUUUUUGGCACCUGACUCCAUGAAUGUAGUUACUUCCUGCAAGAGCGUGCUUUGCUGCUCCAAGGAUGAAGCUCCCACUUUAUUCUACAUUUGCAAUCCUGUCACCAGAACAUGGAAAGAGCUUCCUUCUCCUAUUCAACUCAGACGAUAUGAUUUCAUUGGAUUGGCCUUCGACGGCUCCACAAGGGUCUGCAUCUUAAUCAUUGGAAGAAGUCUAAUCAUCGGAGAGGAAAGCAAUAUGGUGGUGGAGGUUUUUAAUUCACAGACCAAUGCCUGGACGAAAUUGCAGAUGAAUACAACCAGAUCAGUUUAUCCAUUGGGGGAAGGGGUGUAUUCUAGAGGAAGGUUUUAUUGGGUUAACUCAACUUACCUUGGGCUGAACGGAUGCAGAUUGGAUGUUGUAUCAUUAGAUGUAGGAAAGAAGCAUUGGAAUGUUAUUAGACAUCCAGAGUUAGUAGAUAGAUCCCUUUCUCAAAGUUUUUAUCAUUGGCAGUUAACUGGGUAUGAUGGGAAGGUGGUCUUAGUGUACAGUAAGGAUCUGUGCUUAUGGAGAUUGAAUGAAGAUGAUGGGGAUGAGAGAUGGUCAGAACUGCCAGAAUUGCCGAGGAGUCUAUGUAGAGAAGUUUUGUAUACUGGGAUUGUGAACGACUUUGGCAGCCAGAGAAGUGCACAAGUAGUGGUAGACAGGAGUGGAUGUAUUUGUGUGCACUUGCCCAGGAUUAAGAUGGUUGUGUUUGAUGGAGAAGGAAGAAUGAUGCAGACGAUUGAAGGAAGACAGAUGGCAAUGUUUACACAAACACGUCCAACAUCAGUUCGUGCUUUUGAGAUCAACAAUGUUUGGUGGCCUUAG
Molecule: messenger RNA, 1143 nt
Organism: Cryptomeria japonica (Japanese cedar)
Lineage: Eukaryota; Viridiplantae; Streptophyta; Pinopsida; Cupressales; Cupressaceae
Product: F-box protein At5g49610
Exons: 1
Coding region: 1-1143 (380 amino acids)
Molecular function (GO): protein binding
Source: RefSeq, a predicted model, not a curated record